Messenger RNA from Penicillium oxalicum, 1407 nucleotides. Its product is annotated as putative amino acid transporter. The transcript has a single exon. Lineage: Eukaryota; Fungi; Ascomycota; Eurotiomycetes; Eurotiales; Aspergillaceae. Gene Ontology annotation, biological process: amino acid transmembrane transport. Gene Ontology annotation, cellular component: vacuolar membrane. Bases 1 to 1407 code for a protein of 468 amino acids. The record is from RefSeq and is a predicted model, not a curated record. Gene Ontology annotation, molecular function: amino acid transmembrane transporter activity.
AUGGGUCACGAUGAUGUAUCGAGCGGGAACGAUUCCAGCAUGGUCAUGGAAUCGGUAGGAGAAAAGAAAAUGGUCCAGCGGGAUGACCCUCCCACCUUCGACAAGGAUCUUGUCGGGGAGAUGAGUGAGGCGGAGCGACACGUCAUCGAUCACGGCAUUCAGAAAUUCAGCCGUCUCGGAUGGAAACGACUCACGGUGGUCCUCAUCGUGGAGGCCAUUGCUUUGGGAAGUCUGUCCAUCCCGUCCACUUUUGCCAAGCUGGGCAUGGUGGCCGGUGUGAUCUCUUGUGUGGGACUAGGUUUCGUCGCUAUCUACACCAGUUACAUUGUCGGUCAGGUGAAGCUGCUCUUCCCCGAAGUCGCCAACUACGCCGACGCGGGUCGCUUGAUGUGGGGUCGGUUCGGAUACGAAUUGAUGAACCUGAUGCUGGCGCUGCAGUUGAUUCUCCUCACCGGAUCACACUGUCUGACCGGUACUAUCGCCUUCCAGAAUAUCACCGAGAGUGGCAUUUGUUCGGUUAUCUUUGCCGUAGUCUCGGCAAUUAUCUUGUUCCUGCUGGCAGUUCCCCCUAGUUUCACCGAGGUUGCCAUCCUCGGGUACGUGGAUUUUGCAUCGAUUGUUAUCGCCAUUGGUAUCACCAUCAUCGGCACCGGCGUGCAAUCGACCAAUGCGCCAGGUGGACUUGAGGCCGUGAACUGGUCGGCAUGGCCUAAGCCGGACCUGAACUUUACGGAGGCGUUUAUUGCUAUUUCCAACAUCAUCUUCGCGUACAGUUUCGCUAUGUGCCAGUUCUCCUUCAUGGAUGAGAUGCACACGCCCUCGGAUUUCCCCAAGUCGAUCUGGACCCUCGGUCUCACUGAAAUUGUCAUCUACACCGUGACCGGCGCGACUAUCUACGCCUUUGUCGGCGAGGACGUCCAAAGCCCUGCGCUGCUCUCGGCUGGACACACCCUUAGCCGCAUUGCCUUUGGUGUGGCUUUGCCUGUGAUCUUCAUCAGUGGUUCCAUCAACACCGUUGUCUUUGGUCGUCUUGUGCACGGUCGUAUUUUCGCCAAUUCUCCCGUUCGAUUCAUCAACACCAAGAUGGGCUGGAUCACGUGGUUGGCGAUCAUUGCCGCAGCCACCGUCGUCGCCUUCAUCAUCGCCGAGGUGAUCCCCUUCUUCAACGACUUGCUCUCUCUUUCGUCGGCGCUGUUCAUUUCCGGAUUCAGUUUCUACUUCCCUGCGCUGAUGUGGUUCCUCCUGAUCCGCAAGGGCAGCUGGACUGAGCCUCGCAAUCUGAUGUUUGGCAUCCUCAACGCCUUCAUCCUCAUCAUCGGAUUGGUUAUCCUGGUGGCCGGCACUUACACCAGUAUUGCUGAUAUCGUGAGUACCCCCAUUGAAUUGCCUGGCCCCACCAAUGCAUGA